ACGCGCACACCAACCAAAUUCAUCAACGCCAUAUUCUCAUCAUCUCCUUAAUUAAUUAUUGUUAGAAAGGGAAGCAGAGGAGAAUAAAGGAAGGAGCCUCUCGCAUUAAUGAUGGAGAGGGAAGGGUACUGCACAGGAGAUGACGAAUCGGAUUCAGUGACGAUCAUAAGACCCUCCUCUUCCCACAAGGUCAGGAAGAAGAGGAGGUUCAGCCAAGAGCAGAUCAGGUCCCUGGAGAAGAUAUUCGAGAACGAGACCACCAGACUCGAGCCCAGGAAGAAGGUGCAGCUGGCCAGAGAACUGGGGCUGCACCCCAGGCAGAUCGCCAUCUGGUUUCAGAACAGGAGGGCUCGGUGGAAGACCAAGCGCGUGGAGAAAGACUACGGCCUCCUCAAGGCAGAUUACGAUGCGCUGCUUGCUAGCUUUGAAUCUCUCAAACAAGAGAAACAAGCCCUUCUUGAACAGAUAGAGAAGCUGAGCAGGCUGUUGGAAAAGCGGCCCGAGUCGGAUGCCGGGGAGCAGAGGGCAUGGUGCGAGAACAGCGUUGAAGGCUGCUCGGAAAAUAGAGACCGGAAAUCGGGCUGCCAAAAGGACAUGAUGGGUCGGGAAGGAGAACCAGAUAUGAGGUCGGGUUUGUUGUCAGACAGUGAGUGCAGCAAAGCGAUGGAGAAGUCGAGGAAGGAGGAAGACCAGGAUCAUCAGGACGGGGUUCUCGCCGAAAUCAACGGCUAUGGCUGCGGACCCUCUUGCUUUUCUGGUAGAUCCUACGGCCUGGAAUCGUCAUUAUGUUGCUAUCCUGACCAAAUUUCGCAAUGGCCUUGGGAGCUCUGGCCUUAAACGUGCCGACUAAUUAUAGAGAAGAAGAAGAGGAAGAAGAAGUUGGUCAUACGUUGCGGUGAGUUGGAGAUGUCGGCCGUUCCUGUAAAUUACAAGCGGUCAUAACAAGAAAAUGCAUCGAGAUGCUACUAGCUAGCUAAAGCUUCAUUAGUUUGUUGAUGGGGGGACGUAGCCCUCCCGUUUGUGCAUGUAACAAUACUGGACAAAAUCUUCCUUAGUCUCUGUCUCUGUCUCUCUCUCUCUGUUAUUAUGUGGAUCUGAUUUACUGACAUUUAACAAUCAAGAACUGAACUUUUUCCUUCAUGAAA
Nymphaea colorata (pocket water lily) is the source of this 1145-nucleotide messenger RNA. Its product is annotated as homeobox-leucine zipper protein ATHB-12-like. Gene Ontology annotation, cellular component: nucleus. The record is from RefSeq and is a predicted model, not a curated record. Gene Ontology annotation, biological process: positive regulation of DNA-templated transcription. Gene Ontology annotation, molecular function: sequence-specific DNA binding; DNA-binding transcription factor activity, RNA polymerase II-specific. The transcript is spliced from 2 exons. The coding region runs from base 109 to 837 and encodes 242 amino acids. NCBI's taxonomy places the organism in Eukaryota, Viridiplantae, Streptophyta, Magnoliopsida, Nymphaeales, Nymphaeaceae.